This is a messenger RNA of Symphalangus syndactylus (siamang), 510 nucleotides long. RefSeq lists its product as uncharacterized. The record is from RefSeq and is a predicted model, not a curated record. Lineage: Eukaryota; Metazoa; Chordata; Mammalia; Primates; Hylobatidae.
AUGAGCGGCCCCAGUAGCGGCGAGGGCGGCGCGGGGGGGAGGAGGAGAAGAAGGAGGAGGAGAAGGAGGUCGCUGUCUUUGUAGUCUCCCUGCUGCGGGAGGCAGAGGCCGCCGCCGGAGCCGUCGUCGUUGGAAAAGGGCUGUGUGUGCGCGCGCGUGUCUGCCCGCCCGGCCCGCGGGGACGAGGAGGCGGCGGCGGCGGCGAGGAUGAUGAUGUGCGCAGCGACUGCCUCCCCCGCCGCCGCCUCCUCGGGGCUCGGCGGGGACGGAUUCUACCCAGCCGCCACCUUCUCUUCCUCCCCGGCGCCGGGGGCGCUGUUCAUGCCGGUUCCCGACGGCUCUGUGGCUGCUGCGGGGCUGGGGCUGGGGCUACCGGCCGCGGACUCCCGGGGUCACUACCAGCUGCUGCUGUCAGGCCGGGCCCUGGCCGACCGCUACCGGAGGAUUUAUACAGCUGCGCUCAAUGACAGGGACCAGGGGGGCGGCAGCGCUGGACACCCAGCCUCCAGG